Salarias fasciatus (jewelled blenny) is the source of this 1507-nucleotide messenger RNA. RefSeq names its product prostaglandin E receptor 4 (subtype EP4) c (gene ptger4c). The record is from RefSeq and is a predicted model, not a curated record. NCBI's taxonomy places the organism in Eukaryota, Metazoa, Chordata, Actinopteri, Blenniiformes, Blenniidae. Gene Ontology annotation, biological process: cellular response to prostaglandin E stimulus; inflammatory response; adenylate cyclase-activating G protein-coupled receptor signaling pathway. The transcript is spliced from 2 exons. Gene Ontology annotation, cellular component: plasma membrane. The coding region runs from base 1 to 1467 and encodes 488 amino acids. Gene Ontology annotation, molecular function: prostaglandin E receptor activity.
AUGAUGAUCAACGACUCUCUGGCAUUCGGAGAAAUAGACUCCAACGUUUCAGAGCCUCCUCCUCUCGGCCACAACAGCCCGUUCCCCGCUCUCCGCCUGGAGUCCAAGUCUCUGGUCACAUCUGCGACCAUGUUCGCCGUGGGGGUCCUGGGGAACCUCAUCGCUAUUGUCGUGCUGUGCAUCUCCAAGAAGGAACAGAAGGAAACCACUUUCUACACUCUGGUCUGCGGGAUGGCCAUCACAGAUCUGCUGGGAACGUGCUUUACCAGUCCUGUAGUAAUCGCCACGUACGUGGCCAACCGGUGGCCCGGAGGAGCGCUGCUCUGCCACUUCUUCUCUUUCUCCAUGCUUUUCUUCGGCUCCGCAGGUAUGUCGAUCCUGUGCGCAAUGGCAGUGGAGCGAUACCUGGCCAUAAACCAGGCGUAUUUCUACUCUCAGUACAUAGACAGGACGAUGGCGCGCUUUGCGCUCCUGCUCGCCUACCUCGUUAACGUCGUCCUGUGCAUUAUGCCCAGUUUUGGGUUCGGGCAGCACGUGAGACACUUUCCCGGGACUUGGUGCUUUCUAGACUGGAGGGCGACGGAUCCAGUCGGGGCGUGUUAUUCCUUUCUGUACGGCGGUGUGAUGCUGGUGCUGAUCGCAGCUACGGUUCUGUGUAAUCUGGCGGUGUGCAGGUCGCUGGUGGGGAUGAACCAGAGGACCGGGAUUGUCAGGACUGAGCUGUGUGAGCAGGGAGGCUCGCGGAGACGCUUCCCCCGGCUGCCCUCCGUCACCUCUGCAGCGGAGAUUCAAAUGUUCUGGCUUCUGGUCUUCAUGACCAUCGUGUUCCUGGUCUGUUCCAUCCCUUUAGUGGUGCGAAUCUUUGUCAACCAGCUUUACGACCCUGCCUACAUCUCUGCCGGGGGGAAACCUGAUUACCGGAGCGACUUGUUGGCAAUCCGAUUUGCCUCUUUCAACCCCAUAUUAGACCCCUGGGUAUACAUAUUGUGCCGGAAGAACCUGCUGCUGAAGGGCUGUGAGAAGUUAAAGAGGACGGUAGCUCGGGUUAAGGAUGGCAGUGGCGAUAACCCGGGCUGGGUGGAGGGUCAAAACUCCCCCCAGUCUUCAAACAGCAAUGACACCAGCUACGCGUCAUUACGCACGGCCAGUUACAGGAACGACGCUGAACACCGGGUUCCAGUCCAAGAGAAAUCCUUCACCGACUUUGCCAUGAGACACGCGUGGGAGUACGACACGGCCCGGGCCAACUUCCACCCGUUCAGCGUGGAAUCGACCGCGAUCCUGGGCUGUGAGGAGGAGGAGGAGGAAGAGGAGGAGGCCCCUCGGUCCAAACGGGAGGCGGCGGCGAAGAUUUCUCCAGGACGCAGAGGCGCGCCGCCGCUGCGCUCCGUGCACGUCAGGAGAGCAGACAUUGUUACGUGCACCUUCAGCACACCGAGCUCCUGUCAGUCAACCAAAUGUCUUUGAUGAAUGUUUUUAUGUUCCAACAUAUUUAACUUUUUUUAUG